This is a messenger RNA of Tachysurus vachellii, 2384 nucleotides long. RefSeq names its product chemokine (C-X-C motif) receptor 3, tandem duplicate 1 (gene cxcr3.1). Gene Ontology annotation, molecular function: C-X-C chemokine receptor activity. The record is from RefSeq and is a predicted model, not a curated record. Gene Ontology annotation, cellular component: membrane. Bases 104 to 1174 code for a protein of 356 amino acids. NCBI's taxonomy places the organism in Eukaryota, Metazoa, Chordata, Actinopteri, Siluriformes, Bagridae. The transcript has 3 exons. Gene Ontology annotation, biological process: chemotaxis; regulation of leukocyte migration; inflammatory response.
CUCUCUCUCUCUGAACUUAUUUUUUGUGGUAUACCAUCUACAGAGACACAGUUUGUGUGUUCAUUUUUGAGCUGUUUUCAAGCAGAUUACACCCUGAUAUGACAUGGAGGUUUUCACAAUUAAAUUUCUACAGAAUGUUAAUGAAAGUUAUGAUUAUAAUUAUACUGACACUGAUUGUUGUGGAGAAGUGUGUGAUCAGCAAACGAGUAUGUAUUUUGAAGCCAUCUUCACUCCCAUUCUGUACUCUGUGGCAUUUGUGCUGGGUAUGAUGGGAAACGGCCUGGUGCUUGUUGUACUAUGUCAGAAGAGGCGGACAUGGAGUGUGACAGACGUCUUUGUCCUACACCUGAGCGUGGCCGACAUACUAUUACUCCUCACUAUGCCACUUUGGGCAGUGAAUGCAGUGUAUGGAUGGAGUUUUGGCACCCGUCUCUGCAAGCUCGCUGGAGCACUGUUUAAGAUCAACUUCUACAGCGGCAUCUUCCUCCUGGCCUGCAUCAGUCUUGAUCGUUAUUUUUCUGUAAUUCAUGCGGUGCAGAUGUACUCACGCACAAAACCAUUGCGUGUGCAACUCAGCUGCAUAGCUGUUUGGUUCUUCUGUUUUCUUCUCUCUAUCCCUGACUUAAUGUACCUGAAGGCUGAAAACGACCCGAGACGUGGCACAAAAAUUGAGUGUGAUCACCAUUACCCAUCUACCACACUCCGUCUGGCAUCUCGUGUGAUCUACCACGUGUUGGGCUUUUUGUUUCCCGCUGUGGUUCUGCUCUACUGUUAUUCUCGUGUUCUGCUGCGCCUGCAGUGUGGGUCUCAGGGUGUGCAGAAGCAAAGGGCUGUGCGAGUUGUCCUUGCCUUAGUGAUGGCAUUUUUCAUCACCUGGACACCCUAUAACAUCUCCCUGCUGGUGGACACUGUCUAUAACCACCAAAGCAACAACAAUAACACAACCUGUGCGACCAACAUAGUGAUGGACAUCGCCCUAACUACCACCUCCACUCUGGGGUACAUGCACUGCUGUGUGAACCCGGUGCUCUAUGCAUUUGUUGGGGUAAAGUUUCGACGCCAUCUGCUGGACAUGAUAAAGCCAAUCAGAUGCAGGAUGCACACCCGUGUGGACACCCUGUCUCGCAAGAGCUCUGUGUGGUCUGCAGACACAUCACAAACAUCAGCCUUCUGAAGUGGCAGUACACUCUCUCCUGAAGCAAAUUUGGAUUCAUGCAUCUUGAGGUUUGAAUAUAACAACUACAAAUAUUAGCUGAAGAUUCUCAAAACUUUUGUCCUCAAAGAAAUAAUACAAUGAAAUCAUAAUACACUGUUUUUCAUUAUGUCAAAUAGGGUUAAUUAAAAACUAACAAAAACAAAAAGUAGAAAAUCCAAACAAACCAUUUUUUUAUCAUUUUAUUUUCAUGAACUCUUUUAUGAGAAAUUCUCAAACAACAUAUUAUAUAAUAACAUAUUCAAGAAUAAUAAGUACACAAACCAAGAAAGGAAAAGCUUUGUUUAUGACCUUUUGAACAUAUGAUAGUGACUGGUCAUUUAUUUGUAAUCAUGGAUGAAUUAUAGAAAUUUCAGGGAAGUACAUGGUUAAUCCAUUUAAAUAGCCUGUUUACUAAAGCUCAUGCUUGUCUAGAAAGAUGUAUGCUGCAUAAUCUAGAUUUUUUUUGGCUGGUUGGAUUGAAAAGUUCAGACCAGGCACAGACCUAAAGGCUCUUUAGACAACAAAAUAUCUGUAGAUUAGUCUAGGUGUACCAUGCUUUCUUUCCUUGAUCUCGUCAUUUAUUUCCUUUGUCAGUGUUGUAUUUACUGAUAGAGUAGAUAAAUUAGUUUCUACUAUUACUAUUAGUGUGUUAAAAAGGAAGUAUUACAGAAACGUUUUUUCACAUGGAGAUGACUAAUUUCAUGACAACAGGAAAUUCAACAGUCUACAAUUUCUGAAGAAAUGCCAAGACUGAAUAACGACACCGCAGAAGAAAAUAAAAGGGUUGAUCUGACAUUGCUCUAAGAAUGAAUGGAUCAUCUUAAUGCUAAAAGACUUUACAAAAAUUGAGUCAAUCCGAUUUUGUUAGCUUAGGAAGUACAUCAUUGCAAAAUGCAAUUUUCUUAUCCUUCCUAUGUUUUUGCAAAAGCUCAUGAUCAAAUGAUUUGACAAAAAAGAAAAAAAAACCUGAGGCUAAAUGUGUCAGAACAUCAUGUGUAUAUAUAUAUUUUUUAAAAUAGUGCAGCUAAAUGUUUAUUUGCUUAUGUAUAUGUGUGUAUUUUCUAUUACACAUCUCAGUUGUAAUAAACCACAUUUACAGACAAAACAGUACUGAUGUACAAUGCUAGUGUAUUUCAUUUCCUUGUCCCUGCUGCAUUGAUGGGGAAGUCGUGGCCUAAUGGUUAGAGAG